Lottia gigantea (owl limpet) is the source of this 525-nucleotide messenger RNA. RefSeq lists its product as hypothetical. The transcript has a single exon. The annotation marks the transcript as partial. NCBI's taxonomy places the organism in Eukaryota, Metazoa, Mollusca, Gastropoda, Lottiidae. The record is from RefSeq and is a predicted model, not a curated record.
GAAUAUCAUUCACCACAAAGUUGCAUAUCUUACUGUGUUGAAUAUCUUACUACACAGAGUUACAUAUCUUAUUGUGUUGAAUAUCAUUCACCACAAAGUUGCAUAUCUUACUGUGUUGGAUAUCAUUCAGCACAGAGUUGCAUAUAUUAUUGUGUUGAAUAUCAUUCACCACAAAGUUGCAUAUCUUACUGUGUUGAAUAUCAUUCAGCACAGAGUUGCAUAUAUUAUUGUGUUGAAUAUCAUUCACCACAAAGUUGCAUAUCUUACUGUGUUGAAUAUCAUUCAGCACAGAGUUGCAUAUAUUAUUGUGUUGAAUAUCAUUCACCACAAAGUUGCAUAUCUUAUUGUGUUGAAUAUCUUACUACACAGAGUUACAUAUCUUAUUGUGUUGAAUAUCAUUCACCACAAAGUUGCAUAUCUUUUUGUGUUGAAUAUCUUACUACACAGAGUUGCAUAUCUUAUUGUGUUGAAUAUCAUUCACCAAAAAGUUACAUAUCAUUCAGUAUAAAAUUUAGAAUAAAAUGA